GGGCGCGGUGCCGGGCCUGAGGAGCCGGGGAUGGCGGACAGCGGGGCGGGCGCGGUGCCCACACCGCCGGGUCCCCCCGCGGGGCUCUCGGCGUCCCAGCGCCGCGCCGAGCUGCGCCGCAGGAAGCUGCUCAUGAACUCGGAGGAGCGCAUCAACCGCAUCAUGGGCUUCCACCGGCCCGCGGCCGGCAAGGAUGACGACAGUCACACAGAGUCAAAGCUGCAGCACGAGCAGGAUAAAUCCAACUCCCUCCCCAUUCCUUCGGUUUCCAAGCGAAUCGUGCUUGGAGAUUCCGUGUGCAGUGUGCCAGGCUCUGCUGACCACACAGGGAGCCUGGCAGAGCUCCGGGGGGACAAGGACUUGUUCAGCAAAGCCCCCGAGCUGGUCACCGAGGGCACAGGGGAGCUCCGCCACCGGCACCGGGGCGAUCUGCCCCCAGAGGCUGCACCACGGCCACCCAGACACGGGCUGGAGCAGUACCUGUCCAGAUUUGACGAGGCUCUGAAGCUGAGGAACCAGCUGAUGAGUGAGAAGCCGAGCCAGGAGAACGGGAGUGCCGGGGAGGAGUUUGACUCUUUCCGCAUUUUCCGAUUGGUGGGAUGUGCUCUGCUCGCCGUCGUGGUCAGGGCUUUUGUGUGCAAGUACCUGUCAAUAUUUGCACCAUUUCUUACUCUACAACUCGCUUACAUGGGACUGUCCAAGUACUUUCCAAAGUGUGAGAAGAAGGUGAAAACGACAGUCCUGACUGCUGCUCUCCUGCUGUCUGGGAUCCCUGCAGAAGUGAUCAGUCGCUCCAUGGACACCUACAGCAAAAUGGGAGAUGUUUUCACAGACCUCUGUGUCUAUUUCUUUACUUUUAUCUUUUGCCAUGAACUUACUUUGGUUUUUGGCUCUGAAGUACCAUAAUGGCUGUACAAUUCCACACAGCAGCUACACUAAACCUUUCUGGACUGUGUUUCUUUAAUGUCUGACACUGUGCAGACAGGUCUAAACCUUCACUAAAAUUCCUACCUGUUGAAAUGCUUGAAAGGAGCCUUAAAUCCAGUCAUUUUGGGAAAGGAAGAGCAGGGUCCCAGACUGCCAGUUGCAUUGGUUCAGUUUAUUUAAAUACUGUGUCUGCAUAUUACAAAUGUGAAGACUAGGGUGCAAGUGUCAGUGGAUGAUUUAUUUGCUUUAGUUAGAUGAUGCCCCUCUCAACUUCCUUCAUAAAUAUUUACAAAGCUGCCUUUGUUCUUUUCAGUGAGAACAAGAAGAGAGUUCCCUUCAGCAGAAGCAUAUAUAUGUGUAUAUCCUGUAUGACUGUAUCUAACCAGACCUGCUCAUUUUGUGGUGUUCCCAUUUUUUUAAAGAAAGCUCUAAAUAAAAGAAAUCCCUGUACUCUGUUCAAAUGUUCAAGGUCAGAAUGUUGAACCAAGUAGCUGCUUCUGGAGAAUGUUGGUGAAACUUGCCACUUUGUUGUUAUGAUCCUUGCCUUGCUAUACCUUAUUUGUUGUGAUUGUAAUUAAUUUCAUUUGAUGAUGAUUGUGGAAAAGAGCUAAGCAAAACCAAUAACAAGAAAAUCCUGGUGCUUACAAAUGUCAUUAAUCAAAAAAUAAGAAGAAACAAAAUUAAUCUCACCUGUUUGAGUUUCCAGCAACCUAAUCCUAGUGCAGCUCAUCCUUGUGCUUUCUGAUGCCUUUUCUUUAUAUUAACAGUUCAUCUCAUGAGGGAGUUGUAUAUAUUGGCACCCAACCUGCAGUGUCAAAUCUUUGCUCUAGUGGUUGUAAAACUUACAAGGGAAACUGUUUUAUUUUCAAUCUCUUAUGAAUUUUGCACAGUGGGAGGAAGGAAGUGUCAUUCCAAAUAGUCCACUUAAAUGGUGAUAAUCUCUAAAAAUCUUUAUUGAAGGUAAAUUUGGUAGUGUUUUCAUCUUGUAGUUUUCUGUUUAGAAUCUGAACUUCCAGGAGAUCUAGGCCGAUGUCUUUUUUAGCACAGUAAAACACCUAUUUAACUUGGUAUUUGUCUGCAGAAAUUUUUUUAGGGAGCAGAAGUGUUUGAUUAUACCCCUCUAAGGCGAAUGCCCUGCACUCUGCCUGUUAUUUUCUGUUAAAGCUGUAAUUCUAGUGCCUCGUUUCUGACUCCUGAAUUAGAUACAUGUUUGUUUGUGGCCUGAAAACAAGAAUCUUACAUUUUGAUGUGACUAUUUUUGUUUUUUGGGUUUUUUUUUAACAUUAUGUUACAGUGAGUAUUAUGUUACAGAUGUACAGGGCUGCAGAAGAUUCUGACUUUUGUCUAUGAGCACAGAUACUGAUUCAGAAGCUUUAAAUUUGUUUAUACUAGACAGGAAUUUCAGCAAAUGGAAAUUAAGGUCGAGAUAUGUAAAUAACGAGUUUGCUCCGAAGUUACACGUGUCCCGAUUCUCUAUUUAUAUGCCCAAACGUGAUACAAAUAAAUUGCAAAAACACCGUGUACCAA
This is a messenger RNA of Pseudopipra pipra, 2454 nucleotides long. It is a transcript of the gene CAMLG, whose product is annotated as calcium modulating ligand. The coding region runs from base 31 to 906 and encodes 291 amino acids. The transcript is spliced from 4 exons. NCBI's taxonomy places the organism in Eukaryota, Metazoa, Chordata, Aves, Passeriformes, Pipridae. Gene Ontology annotation, cellular component: GET complex. Gene Ontology annotation, biological process: tail-anchored membrane protein insertion into ER membrane. The record is from RefSeq and is a predicted model, not a curated record.